Messenger RNA from Camarhynchus parvulus, 2037 nucleotides. It is a transcript of the gene C26H1orf116, whose product is annotated as chromosome 26 C1orf116 homolog. The transcript is spliced from 4 exons. Lineage: Eukaryota; Metazoa; Chordata; Aves; Passeriformes; Thraupidae. The record is from RefSeq and is a predicted model, not a curated record. Bases 499 to 1866 code for a protein of 455 amino acids.
UUACCCAGGGCAAGGCUGGGCUCGGGGCUCCGCUGUCAGCCAGCAGCUAUGCUGCAGAACAGGAUGUCGGAUUAAGGAGUCUCCUAUCGGCCAGAGCCGUGCCAGGACAGCAGGGGACAGCAGGGAAGUGGAGGAGCUGGGUGGCACCAGCAGAGCUGCCCCAGCUCACACCCAGCACGGACGGGUUUGGGGGUUCAGCCACGCUGGGAUCCAGGCUGGAACAGCAGGAAAAGCGCCUGGCAGGGCUGCAGGAUGAAUUGCAGCCGGCCUGGGUGCAGGUGAGGGGCCAGGGAUCGCCUGUCAGGACGUACCUGCCGAGCACUCCACCUUAUCUGCGGCGGAGCGGAGUUAAUGUGUAACCCGGCUGUGUUUGGUUAGCCCAGAAAAGCAAAGAAGUCCUGGGAUAGGCACGGCCGGGACAAGGAAUUGGGCAGCACGGAACGACGGACAGCCUGCCAGGGUAUUCCCGCUGUGCCAGCCUCCAGGGCAGCCCAGGCUAUGCCUAGGAAGGAGCUGGGGAUGGCUGGCUGCAACUCUGGCAGCUGUGACAGCAUGGUCAGCACGGCCUCCAACCACUCCCAGCGGAGUGACAACAGCUAUGACUAUUUAUCUGUGGAAGAAAAGGAGUGUUUGAUGUUCCUGGAGGAAACCAUUGGCUCCCUGGAUGCAGAGGGGGACAGUGGGGUGUCCACGGAUGACACCGACUACGGGGAGCCCUCCAAGCCCAGGAAAGGCCCUGUGCCCUGGGAUUUGGGGAACGGGACUCCCCCUGCAAGCAGAGCUCAGCAGCGUGGGGCUGAACAGAGGAGUGGUAAAAUCAUCUCUGCCCCAUCCAGCUCAGCCCCAGCAGCUGCUCCAGGCCCAGGUUGUUCCAGCCUUCCCAGGAACAUCCCUGCAGCAAAUGGAGCUUCUGGCAGCAAAGGAGGUGUCCCCAUAGUGCCAGCAGGAAAACCUGCCCAGGAGGUGCCCAGGGAGGGCAGGCUGGACCUGGGAAGCCACACCAAGUCCGUGAUUAUCCAACCUCCAGACCCCUUCCAGGAUGAGCUGGAGUGGUCACGCAGCCAGCGCUCAGAUGCCAAGGGAGAGGCACCCAAGGAGACCAAGACGUGGACUUCGUGGGGCCACCUGGGGAAAUCCACGCUGGAGGAGGCCCCUCAGGACCCCGAUGCCAAGCGUGGGCCUCCAACUGCCCCCAAACCGCGGAAAUUGCCACCAAACAUCAUCCUGAAAACCAGCAGGAGCAGCCCCGUGCCGGAGCACAACCAGAAGGUAAAACCAGCCCCUCCACCCUCAGCCGCCUCCCAGGCCAGCCCUGCCAGCGACAGCACUGCUGAGAAGGGGAAUUCAGGCCACCUCGACCCUAAGGAGAAGGAGAAAGCCCGAAGGGAGGCCCUGGAGAAGCUGGGACUGUCCCAGGACAGGAGGGAGCCCAGCGCCCACCUCCAUCCCCACCCCAGGGAGACACCGCAGCCUGGGGAGGGCUCCGCGCCGGGGAUCCGGCAGAUCCCCUUCAAAUCCAACACCCUGGAGCGCUCUGGGGUGGGGCUGGGCAGCUCCAUGGGCAGCGCCAAGGAGCAGAACGGGCACAGCAGCAGCAGCUCCCUGGGCAAGAUGUCCUUCAUCGAGCGCCUGGCGCCCAGCUUCCUCCGCAGCCGCCCCCGGCCCGCCUCCCUCGGGGCAGGGAAGGACUUCGGGGGCCUCAAGGAGCAGGAGGAGAAGGACAAGAGCAGCAAGAGGAGAUCCCACCCUCUGCCCAGCUUCCCCAGGCCGCCACGCUCCGCUGUCAGCGUGAAGAUCUCGCCCAAAGGCGCGGCUGAUGAGAACCGGCGCGAGGCGCUCAAGAAGUUGGGGCUGCUCAAGGAGUAGCGGCUGGUGGGGCUGGUGGAAAAGGGGAUUUUUUCACCCCAAAUCCAACUGCCUGCACUGCCUGGGGCACGGGCAUCUGCUCCCAGAGGUGCUGGGAGCUUCACACGGAAUAAAGGAAGGCGGCGUGUACAGGAUAUUUUGUAUAUAGCAGGUGUACAUGGGAUAUUUAUA